UAUCCGACCGGCUCCUUUUCUGUAACUGUCAAAAGUGUCAAAACAAAAUUAUAAUUUCAAUAUUUUAACUCGAUGCAGAUUUAAGAAAAACAAGUGACCUUUGGUAAAAGCACUUUAUUUUUCUUGAUAGCAACUAACUAAAAUACUAAAAGCAGGCGAUGGCCGCCGCACGAGUGGCAGCGGAGGCGCGCGCGGGCGCGGCGCGCAUGGCGGCGUGGCGCGCGCAUUCUUACGCCGCGGACGAGGCGGGCGCGGCCGCCGCGCUGCGACUCGACGCGGCGCGCCGCCCCGUGCGCCGCGCGCCCGAUGAACUGCUCGUACGAGUGCAUGCGUCUUCUAUAAACCCUAUUGAUCUCGCCAUGAUCCGUGGUUACGGCUCGCGCGUUCUAAACGCGUGGCGAGCGCUCGAAGGCAGCGAAGGACUGGAGUUCCCUUUAACGCCGGGGCGAGACUUCGUGGGGACGGUGGCGGGCGCCGCGCCCGGAGCGCCGCUCGCCCCGGGGGCCCGCGUGUGGGGCGUGCUGCCGCCGCACAGGGUAGGGGCGCACGCGGACUACGUGCUCGCCAAAACUUCUUGGGUCAGCCUAGCACCAGAAAACCUAGACGACCUCCAAGCAGGCGGCGCUCUGUACGGAGCGCUGACUGCCUGCGCGGCGCUGCGGGUGGGGGGGUUGGCGCCCGGCGGGGAGGGGGGGAAGCGGGUGCUCGUGCUCGGGCUGGGCGGCGUCGGACACGCGGCCGUGCAGCUUCUAGUUAGGGACAGGCAUCAUGUGGUGGUGAGCUGUGCCGGCGAGCAAGCGGAGGCCGCGCGUGCGCUGGGGGCGGAGCCCCUCGACCGGCGCCAGGAAGAUUAUGCUGACCGUCUGCAGCAGGCUGGCCCGUUCGACGUGGUGUUAGACUGCGCGGGGCAGGGCGGCGCGGGCGCGGCGCGGCUGGCGUGCGCGUUCGGCGCCUACGUCACGCUGACGUCGCCGCUCCUGCGCCGGACGGACGCCGCCGGGCUCCUGCCAGGCUCCGUGGCGGCGGCCGCGGACCUGAUCCAGCAGAACUUAGCCGUCAGACAACCUACUCAGAAAGCGUCUCUAGCGGCGUGCCUGCCGCGCGUGCGCUGGGCGUUCUUCUCACCGCGCGCCGACGACAUUGAACUGUUACGUCGCCGAGCCGAACGGGAACAGUUCAGUGUGGCCGUGGAGCAAGUGUGGAGCUGGCGCGAGGCGAGCGCGGCGUACGCGCGCGCCUCGCGGGGGCACGCGCGCGGCAAAUUGCUGCUCGACUUUGCCGCGCCGUGACAUCGUACGUCAUAGUCGCUGAACGGCCCUGUCAUUCUGUUAACAUAAAUAUGGCUUCUCUAAUACAUAAUUAUUUAUGUUAACCUAAUAUUAGUUUACUUAAGCUGUUUUCCGAAUAAAAUAAAAUUAAAAGGGAAGAAUAACUUUGCGAUCCUAGCGAAAUAACGGUAUUUUUUCAAUGAAAUUCCAUUGCGGAAGAAAACGUUUUCCACUAACGAAAUCUUAACAAAUCACUUUGAAUUUGAUGUCGAUCGCUUCAGCAUAAUAUAUUCUAGGUUUAUAGGUUUCGCUUUUAAAAAAAAUUGUUUGUCUUGCAAAUUUUGAAAAAAAAAGGGAAACCUAUAAACCUAGUUUUUCAUUGCGUCAAUAACAUACUUUAAAAUUAUGGAGAAUGGAAAAUCACGUGGUAUAAUUCCCUCUUAAGUAAGACGUCCGCGGCAAAUGGCCGAAUUUCACCUACCCAUGCAAACGGAAUUUCGUUCUCAUUUUAAAACUACGUGUUGGAUUGUAAUGAA
Cydia pomonella (codling moth) is the source of this 1804-nucleotide messenger RNA. RefSeq names its product reticulon-4-interacting protein 1, mitochondrial. The record is from RefSeq and is a predicted model, not a curated record. Lineage: Eukaryota; Metazoa; Arthropoda; Insecta; Lepidoptera; Tortricidae. Gene Ontology annotation, cellular component: mitochondrion. The transcript is spliced from 8 exons. Bases 159 to 1289 code for a protein of 376 amino acids. Gene Ontology annotation, molecular function: oxidoreductase activity.